CCCCUACCUCUCACAAUGUCCACCGCAGCUGCAGUGCUACUGGGCACGGGAGAGGGUCGCGGGAGCCGCAUGCUUGUGAGCGAAGUGAAGUGAAGGGGAUCAGUAGGAUGCAGUAGAGUAUGGCGAAGGAAGCUUCACAUGUCUGCCAUGCCGAGCUCUACGCCAUGACCCCAUUGCAGGAAUUCUUCAAUGCUGUGACGAUGUUGUUCCCGACUAUCGCGCUCUCUCACUUCGCGAUGAAUUGGCCGCAUCCCCUGGUGAUCUUGCUGCUGCUCGGAACUGUUUCUCACCUGCCUGUCUCCUUCACCUAUCACAUGAGCGUCGCAUUCUCCCGGUACGAGGAUCGACUUGACAACGACAUGCGCCGGCUGGAUCAGAGUAUGCAGCAUGUCUUGGGGACAGUGUUCGCAUACGCUCUCUCCGGAUCAAUGUUCUACAUGUUCAUCAACCUUGUUUACAACGUGUACGCAAUAAUCUUGUUAUGGGAUGCGUCAACAUCCAACGAUGGCAGAAGAUGGGUCCCCGUCAUGAUCAGCGUCUGCAUGUACAACGCUCCCAUGGCGUGGAGACAAGACUACGAGAAUUUCGUCAUUGCUUUCCUCAGCAUGGGGCUAGGAGGAAUGUCCUUCAUCCCCGUGCUCAACAAGAAGCUCUUCUCAGGAUGGGGGCACUGCAUCUUUCACGUCGCUCUCUUCCUGUAUGCUCGCGCGCUGGCUCAGUCAGCCAGCAAGAUUGCUCUCUAAGAGUCCGGCAGAGGUUGUUGUCUGAUCUCACCACAGUCUCAAUAAAUCUUG
Molecule: messenger RNA, 794 nt
Organism: Guillardia theta CCMP2712
Lineage: Eukaryota; Cryptophyceae; Pyrenomonadales; Geminigeraceae
Exons: 1
Source: RefSeq, a predicted model, not a curated record